Thermochaetoides thermophila DSM 1495 is the source of this 5409-nucleotide messenger RNA. RefSeq lists its product as uncharacterized. The coding region runs from base 1 to 5409 and encodes 1802 amino acids. Gene Ontology annotation, biological process: maturation of SSU-rRNA from tricistronic rRNA transcript (SSU-rRNA, 5.8S rRNA, LSU-rRNA); positive regulation of transcription by RNA polymerase I. Gene Ontology annotation, molecular function: snoRNA binding. Lineage: Eukaryota; Fungi; Ascomycota; Sordariomycetes; Sordariales; Chaetomiaceae. The record is from RefSeq and is a predicted model, not a curated record. Gene Ontology annotation, cellular component: small-subunit processome; t-UTP complex; 90S preribosome. The transcript is spliced from 3 exons.
AUGGCGUCGUCGCUGGCCCAGCAGCUGGCGCAGAUUGCCGCCAACUCGCGGUCCAGCUUCAAUGUCAAGGCAUUGAAAGCAUCACACUCAAAGUCGCUGAUCUGGGAGCCCCGUGUCGCUGUGUCUCAAACGUUCGCCGAGAUCUAUUCUCAAUGUUAUGAGGGUUUCAAAGAGCUUUGCCAUCUUGACUCGCGCUUUGUGCCCUUCGACGCGACGCUGUUCAGCGCUCAAAGUCAGGAAGUCGACCGUACUCAGAUGACUGCUGAGGAAAAUGCGGCUUUGGACAAGCGUGUCGACUCAUUUUUACACCUUGUUGGGAGCCGGUUGCGGCUCAUGCCUGCUAUUAAGGCUGUUGAGUGGUUGAUUCGGCGAUUCAGGAUACAUGAGUUCAACACGGGCACACUUCUUGCUACAUUCCUCCCCUACCACACCAUCCCGGCCUUCGUGACCCUCCUUUCGAUCCUGCCUGUCCAGCGGAUUCCGAUUGAAUAUCGAUUCCUGGACCCAUACAUCAAGUCUUUAACCCCGCCACCCCGCGCCGCCAUCGUCCAGCAAGCAACUAACCGCCCCGAUCUGCUCUCCGCCAUUUCCCGGUACACCCUCGACUCAUGCCGUGCGAAACAAGAGUAUCCGGGUUUGAUCUCGUUCUGGGGUGGUAUCAUGGCUGAGGCCGUUAAUGGCAUGAUCGACAAGAUGCGAUCCGGCCGCAGAGCCAUCCAGCUGGAGAACGACCACCUGCUAUUGCAGCAAAUUGGCCCUGUCCUCAGUGAGGCCAUGGUCAUGAAGGAUGUGCCCGGCAUUCAAAUCGCCAGCUACAUGGUGGUCGCUAUCCUGGCUGCGAAGGGCAGCCUCAAUGACAACAUCUUGACUGCCUUUAUGGAGCAGUUGGUCCACGGCUGGACAGUUGAUACCUUGCGCCCUGGCCUUGUCUGCCUAACUAUGCUGGCCCAGCAUCGGUCCGCGAAGCAACUUUCAGGCCGUGUUGCGAAAGCCGUCAUCAAAGUCCCGGACCUGGUUUCCUCUCUACGAGAUAUCAGCAAGGAGCAUCAGGUUGAUAAGCUGGCUAACGGGCUGGUACUGGCUUUUGUUGACAGGCUGGCCAAGAAGGGAGAUAUCCGGACGCUCCCAGUCAUCAACUCGCUGCUGCUGUCCGAGCUGCUUCAGGAAAAGCAGGCUAAGGUUGCUUACAAGGCGCUGCUCCUGGCGGCCCACAAGAUUGACGACAAUGUUGAUGCUGAUGGCAAUAUCCGCAAGCAGGUCGGUUCUGCUCUUGUCAGGUUGUCCCAGGCCGAAGGUGAUGUCGGCGAUGCCAUCCGGACCGCCAUUCAGGAGGUCGACUUCAACAUUGAAGAGCUGGAGCUCAAGCUGGGUGCUGCCAUCCGGCCGAAGCUUGCCAUUGAGGAGGCUCCGGAGCCCUCGGACGAGGCAAUGACCGUCCGGCCGGUUGACCAGAGGCCGAGUCUGGAUUCAACCUUCGAACGGUUGUCGAAGCUGCAGCCCACAGCCACCUCCUGUCUUGCUAAGGAUUCUGAAAGCCUGUUCAACGAUCUGUGUAGCGUUUUCUUGUCAGCUGCCGUUUCCGAGAGCGACCUUGAAAGGUUCGAUGCCACUCCGGUGUUGAGCCGUCCUAAGGCCCCUAGCAACUCGUUUUACCUCAGCUUCUACCUGCGUGUCUGGUGCGGGCCAUAUCCGACAUUGGCCAAGGUGGCAGCUCUUGAGCGCGUCAAAACCCGCCUGAAGGAGGGCGACUGUGUCGACAAGGAUUUUCAGGCUAUUUUCCCUUACUGCAUUGCUGCUCUCAGUGACCCAGCCAAGAAGGUACGUCGUGCGGCAGCCGAUUUGGUCGCCGUCCUGGGGUCUGCCUACAAGUCCUUGGAGAAGAGUCAACAACUCUGGGCUGCGAAGGACUUGUAUGGCAAGACCGGCACUACUAGCCCGCUUGAUAAGGAUGCUCUUAAGGCCUUGAUUCGCUCUGUCCUCAUCCCCUGUUUGGAAGAGUCGGUCCUGCACGAGGACCAUGUGGUCGCGGCCCUCGUCGGUGCCCUGGAGAGCUCCAAGGAUUCUGAGAAUAAGAACGCAGACAAGCGUCAUCUCUCUCACAGCGCCAGGCUUAGCAUCUUCAAGUUCCUCUGUGGGCAUGUCGUCGAGACACCGCUGUUAGCUGUCAAGCUUCGCUUGCUCCGGUCGCUCAACCAGAUCCGUCGCAUCUCUGGUACCACGAGGACCGACCUCUUGCUUCCUCUGCUUCGUUGGUGGGCUGGGCUGAGCGCCAAUGAGGCUGCCGAGCUUGCUGCUCAGGAAUCUGUUGACGUGCCCGCUAUCGAUGACGCUGUCGUCGAUGUUGUCGUUCCCAACCAUGCGGCCGGCCUGGAAGCGUUCUUCCAGCUCGUGAAGGAGGCUAUCAGGCCAGGUCUUCUCCAGGCCAUCUUUGCUCGCAUUGCAAAGAUGUGGCCCUCCAUGAAGUCCGACACCAAGUACUCCACGGCCAAGACUUUGUUCGAGCUUACACAGGAUCCUAAGCUCAAUGCUGAGCAGAGCGACGUUAUCACCGAGGCUGUGGAAGUUCUUCGCAAGGUCGACCUGACAACCGAUAUCCUGCACUACUUCAUCGACUCGCUGCAGGAUGAGGUUCGUCUGGCAACGGAGGGCCCGGCCAACAAGCGGAGACGUGUCAGCACGACGGAGCCCGGGCGUGGUGUUGGCACCCAGAGCAGCCCUGAGCUACAGGCAGCGCUGAGCAAAACCACUUUUGUUCUCGAACUCGUUCAGGAGUCGACUCCGGCGAACCAUCCGGAGCUUCUUCCCAGCUUGUUCACGACCCUCUCGGACCUCCACCAUCUCAGCGCCAUUGUGGGAUCAGAGCUGGGCUACCUUCAGAACCUGGUGCUCAGCAGUCUGCUCGCCAUGAUGCCGACAUACAAGGACAACAAAGAUCUGACGAUCGAUGCCUCGGUUGGCCAUGGCGAUGUCCUUGCCACCUGCAUCCAGAAGUCAACCAGCCCUGCAGUUAUCAACUCAGCCUUGCUUUUGGUGGCUAGUCUGGCUCGCACAGCCCCGGAUGUCGUUUUGCAAAGUGUCAUGCCCAUCUUUACUUUCAUGGGCAGCUCUGUGCUCAAGCAGGCUGAUGACUACUCGGCUCAUGUCGUCAACCAGACCAUCAAGGAGGUCAUUCCCCCGCUCAUUGAGACCUUCCGGAAGAGAGGCCGGAAUGUUGUUGCUAGCGCCAAGGAUCUUUUGGCCAGCUUCGUCACCGCCUACGAACAUAUCCCAUCGCACCGCAAGCACAACCUCUUUAUCUCCCUUAUCCAGAAUCUUGGUCCGGAUGACUUCCUGUUUGCCAUUCUGGCUAUGUUCGUGGAUAGAUACGGAGCUACCGAUAACAUGAUUACCUUUAUGACGCAGCUCAUCAGCUCGUUCACAGUGGAGACCCAACUCCAGACCCUCCUGAAAUUCCUGGAUCUGGUCGGUGACCUGUUCAAGUCCAAGCCUACCCUGUCAAACGUUCUGCUUGGUGGUGGUAGCGGCCUGAAUGGCGAGCAGGAUAUUCAAAAGGCUGCCACCAAGCAGCUCAACCUCCUUCCUCACCUACUGUCCAACCGUCGCUUGAAGCGAGAGAUCAUGCAGCUGGCCGAGAGAGACGACAUGGAGGCCGGUAAGAUCCGCGAACUCUAUGCCGCUCUUCUCGAGGGCAUCCUCACUGUCGCCAGCACUGUCAAGACAAAGAAGACUCUCCAUAGCCGCUGCGGCGACGCCCUGUCGAACUUGCUCAACCUGCUCUCGAUCGCCGAGUUCAUCAAGAGCGUCGAGGCGCUGCUCGACCGGCCCAACAUCGGUCUGCGCCAGAAGGUUCUCCGUGCCCUCGAGCUGCGCGUCGACAGCGAGAGCAGCGUGGACCCAAAGUCGCGCGAGGCCCUGCUGGCUUUCCUGCCACAGCUGACGGCCGUCAUCCGCGAGUCGGACGACAUGAACUACAAGCACACGGCCGUCAUCUGCGUCGACAAAAUCUCGGAGAAAUAUGGCAAGAAGGACCUCGAUGCGGUCGCGGCUGCUGCUACGACCAUUGCUGGCGACUACUGCUUGGGCCAGCCCUCACAGAGCCUGCGCGUCAUGGCCUUGCUCUGCCUGGCGUCGCUUGUCGACGUUUUGCAGGACGGCAUUGUUCCCGUGUUGCCCGUCGCCAUCCCCAAGGCGCUGUCGUACUUGGAGCAGAGCGUGGCAGAGGGCGGUCGCGACGUCGAGCUCCACAAUGCUGCCUACGCCUUUAUGACGGCGCUAGCACAGCACAUCCCGUACAUGAUUACGGGCAACUACCUGGAUCGACUGCUGGCUUGCUCCAACGCGUCUGCGGCGGCCAAUCUGGACGACGAGGCCAACGCUAACCGCAUGCAAUGCCUGCAGUUCCUGGCCAAGCUUGUCGACGCCAGGGUGCUAUAUACUGGGCUCCACCAGAACUGGGCUUCUGCUGCCAAGUUUGGGUUCUCUGCUAUCUCCGAGUAUCUUCAGAUCCUGGGCAUCGCCCUGGACAAGCACUCCAAGACGGUCGUCGUCAAGAACGUAUCCUCGUUGUCGUCCAUCUUUCUUUCGGCUAUGGACCUCCGGCGCACCGUCGCUGCAGGCGAUAUCGCCUCUCAAAUCAGCGCCAUGGAAUUGGAUGAGAUUGAGACCAAGACGCACGAAGACGCCCUUAAAAUGGUCUACAAGCUCAACGACGCCGCCUUUCGCCCCAUCUUUUCCAAAUUCGUCGAGUGGGCGACCACUGGCCUUCCCAAGUCUGAUGUUACUGGCCGCACGUACCGCUUAUAUGUUGUAUUCGGCUUCCUGGACGCCUUCUUCGGCUCGCUCAAGUCCAUUGUCACGGGCUACGCGUCAUACAUCGUUGAUGCAUCAGUCAAGGCCCUUAAGGCAGUGGACUUCGCCGUGCCCGAGGAGCGCAACCUCUGGAAGCGCGUGCUGUGCACACUGGCCAAGUGCUUCGAGCAUGAUCAGGACGGGUUCUGGCAGGCGCCGGCGCAUUUCGGUGCUGUCGCGCCCGUGCUCGUGGAGCAGUUCCUUCGUGCGGAGGGCCAGGUUACCGCGACGAACGUUAAUGAUGUUAUUCAGGAUGUCGUGCCGGCCGUGGUUGAGCUUGCGGCUGCCGUGGAGAGCCAAGAGCAUUACAAAGAGAUUAAUACCGCGCUGUUGAAGCACCUCAGGAACGGCUCGCCUGGUGUCAGGUUGGCGGUUGUUAAGUGCCAGCAGGCGAUUACGGCUAAGCUCGGGGAGGAUUGGUUGCAUCUACUGCCGGAGAUGCUACCAUAUAUUAGUGAGCUGCAGGAUGAUGACGAUGAGGUUGUGGAGAGGGAGAAUAGGAGAUGGAUUGUCGGGAUUGAAGAGAAGCUUGGCGAGUCGCUUGAUUCCAUGUUGCAGUAA